Messenger RNA from Racocetra persica, 665 nucleotides. Lineage: Eukaryota; Fungi; Glomeromycota; Glomeromycetes; Diversisporales; Gigasporaceae. The record is from the annotation of a GenBank genome assembly.
GAUAUCAACAGGGGAUUUGGUAUAUAGAUGCAAAACUUGGAUUGAAUACGUGCAAUAACUUGAUGAAAAGUAUAUAUAAUGAUGUAGGAAUAAAUAUUGAGAACCGUGAUAUUGUCAAUCACUCAGGAAGAACUACCCUGAUUACAUUUUUAUUUCGUGAAGGUGUUCCGAUUGUUACUUCUAUGUCAAUUAGGGGUCAUAAGAAUGAAUCUUCUUAUAGAAUUUACUCAAGACCAAGUGAACAACAAAAAAAAAAUGCAUUAUCUACUUUAAUUAAUGCCGUAAACCUUCCCGAAGCUCAAGAUUUACCUAGUGAUAACAACCAUGAUACUAUUUAUUAUCAUGAUACUAUCCACAACUAUGAUACUAUUCAUGACCAUGACUCUGUCACUAUUCACGACCAUGACUCUGACACUAUUCAGAACUAUGAUACUAUCGAAGAGAAUACCGACCAAGACACUGCUGAUGAAAUUCAAAUGAAGUUACCUAGUGGUGGUUCAGAUUCACACACUAAAAAAAAAGAUCGGUUAAUUCUGAGUAGACGACGGUCUCUACGACGUAAAAAAUGGAGUUCGCAAGAUUCUCAUGAUAGCGCUGCAAAAACUGGGACUACAAUUAUUAAUAAUUACUAUAUCAAUGCAGAUCAUGUCACGAUUAAUAAAUAA